This is a messenger RNA of Saprolegnia diclina VS20, 438 nucleotides long. RefSeq lists its product as hypothetical. NCBI's taxonomy places the organism in Eukaryota, Oomycota, Saprolegniomycetes, Saprolegniales, Saprolegniaceae. The record is from RefSeq and is a predicted model, not a curated record. The transcript has 3 exons. Bases 1 to 414 code for a protein of 137 amino acids.
AUGCCUCGGAAGACCAAACGAGUCCUGCACUUGGAGCACGCACGCAAGGCCCGAAAGCUGGACCGUGCUGAGGCCGUCUCCGCAGCACAAGGCCCACCCCUGGAGCAGGAGGAGACCGUUCUUGACGACGGCAUCGAGGUCGACGACUCGGAGGACGACAACGCAGAGGACGAAGACUUCUUCAUGGUCACAGGCAACAUCAACGUCGACGAGGGUCCACGUGAAGAAGCGCAAGCGAGCCGCGUACGUCGGCACCAGAUGCUUACUGUGUUCGAGGCCCUGCGCCCCGAUUGUGUCGGUGUCUUUCUGUUCGACAACAGCACCAACCAUGGUGCUUUUUCUGCCGACGCGCUCAAUACGUCAAACAUGAACCUCAACCCCGGCGGCAAGCAACCCAAGCUGCGCGACGGCUGAUACGAGAAGGAUGGCGUGCGUGUC